UCUUGUAAUGAUGGCGUCGUCUAGGAAGGAAGGGGUUGUUUCUGUUCCAAUUGGUAUAGAAUUACUACCGACUGUAGAAUGUAUAAAUAGGAAUAAAGCAUAUAAACUCUUCAUUAUGGUAUCUACUUUUUUAUGCUAUUCAUCAUAUCAUCUUUCAAGGAAACCCAUUAGUGUAGUUAAGAACGUUCUCCAUCACAAUUCAUCAAAUUCAUCAGGCUGGGCUCCAUUUGAUGAACCCGAUUAUAAAACACUGCUGGGAAGUUUGGAUUAUGCUUUUCUCUUCACUUAUGCCGUUGGAAUGUUUCUUAGUGGUCAUGUUGCUGAACGUGUCAAUCUUCGGUACUUUCUAUCCUGUGGUAUGCUACUCAGUGGUAUUUUAACAGCUGCCUUUGGAUUUGGUUAUUUCUUCAACAUCCAUUCUUUAACUUACUAUAUUUUUGUUCAGAUAUUCUGUGGUUUAUUUCAAGCAUCAGGAUGGCCCAGUGUUGUGACUUACAUGGGGAAUUGGUUUGGUAAAGGGAACCGUGGAUUGAUAAUGGGAAUAUGGAAUUCUCAUACAUCAGUAGGAAACAUUCUUGGUUCUGUUAUAGCUGGAGAAUUUGUUGAAACAAAUUGGGGAUGGUCUUUCGUUGCUCCUGGAAUAAUUAUUGGAGCCAUGGGUAUUUUUGCCUUUCUAUUUAUGAUUCACAGACCUGAAUUUGUUCAGUGUACUCCUCCAGAACAUGCAGAGAAAUCCCAAAACAAAUAUAUUCAGUAUUCAGAAACAGAGCCUUUGGUGGAAACAGAAGAGAUAUCCAGUGGCAAGGCCAUUAGUUUUUUUGAAGCCUUGAAAAUUCCUGGUGUUGUGGAAUUUUCACUUUGUCUAUUCUUUGCCAAAUUAAUCAGUUAUACAUUCCUCUACUGGCUACCUAACUUCAUCAAGAAUAAAACUCAUUUAAAUGCUCAGCGUGCUGCAAAUUUAUCAACCUUUUUUGACACAGGAGGUAUUAUUGGUGGUAUAUGUGCUGGAUUUCUCUCAGACAAAACUAAAUCCAGUGGAAUUAUAUGUAUGAUUAUGUCAGCAUUUGCAGCUCCACUACUCUAUAUUUACAAUGCAUAUGGUGCAGUGAAUUACACUUGGAAUAUUGUUUUGCUGAUAAUCUGUGGAGUGUUUGUGAAUGGACCAUAUGCUUUGAUCACAACAGCUGUAAGUGCAGAUUUAGGUACACACCAGUGUUUAGAAGGGAACACUCAGGCAAUAGCUACAGUUACAUCAAUUAUUGAUGGUACCGGCAGCAUGGGUGCUGCUCUGGGUCCAUUAUUAACAGGGAUCUUGUCACAACGGAACUGGAAUUAUGUCUUCUAUAUGCUCAUUGCUGCGGAUGCUUUCGCAUUCCUGUUACUAAUACGUGUCUCACUCAAGGAGAUAAUAGUUGCGAAGAGAAAGUGGACACAAAGAUAAAUACAUCCUUCAGAAUGGACCAUUGCUUCUUCUUUCUUUUUUUAACCUUUCCUUUUUUUUUUUUCUUUUAGCCACCUACUUAUUAAGAAACUCUAUUGUAUGUAAAUAAUGGUUCUUUAGACAUAUGAUAGAUUGGUUAGGAAGCAUAUGCUCUUUGAUUAUUCCAUAAACCAUACAUCAAGGUUUAUAUCUAACAUGAUCUAUUUUCUUUACAUAGAAUAUUUAGCCUUUUUAAAUGAGAAAUUGACCUUUAAUAAGAAAAUCUAAUCACAGAACCUAAUCUCUCUGUGAUUAGUUUUUGUGUAAUUCAAGUUGGAACAUUUGUCAUGUUUUGAUGUGUAAUGCUAUUUGGCUGUGUAAAAACUAUUUUGUUUCACUUUUUCACUUUACAAGAUUCUAUAUAUUCAAAUUCCUUUAAAGCGCAAUUGUAAUUUCUUAAAAGGUCAUUAAUUUUAGAAUUAUCAAACUUAUAUUUAAGAACUUUAUUUUCUGCCUUUUUUUUUUUUUAGCUUGUUUCAUUGUACAGCAUGUGCAGGUUUUAUUGCUAUAUUUUUAAUUCCUCAAAAGAAAUUUUGAUAUCUCAAGUGAACAAAAGAAUGUUUAUUGUCAGGCAUACUGUAAUAUUUAUCACGACAUUUGAUUCUUAUAUCCUGUACUUAUUGCUUAGUAUAUUAUUUGCUUCAUUGGCUGAUUUUGUCUGACUUGAGUUCAAGAUCUUUUCUUGUAACUUACAUAUAAUCCUCUCAUUACCCACACUAAUCCUUUUAAGAAUAUACUAAAUUCAGGUGUCUCAAUAGCUUCUGUUGCUAUACCCAACUAUAGUAAUUUCAAUCAGUAAAACCUACUGCUACUCAAACAGGAUUUUUUUCAUAUUCAUUCCUUGUGAGUCCCUCUCAGAAUAAGUCACACUUUUUGAACCAAUUUCAUUUGGUCACAUCUAUUACACUUUAUGUAAUUUGUAAAUUCUGACAAGAUCCCUUUACAGUUCAUUUGUAAUACCCAUAGCAUUGAACAUAUUAAAGGCUCUGUGCCUCAUCACUUUGAUUCUCUCUCUCUCACCCUCCCCCUAUAGAUUUGCUCUCCAGUUUUGAGGCAAAGUCUGCAAAAUUUGCUUAUAUAAUGAAUUUAUAAUUUUAUUUUUGUUGUUGAUUUUUAGAUCCUUUCUUCAUAUCAGUUGAGGACAAAUAGAUAGACACACGCACACACAUGUACAGGCAUAUAAGUAAAGAUCAAAUUUAUUAGGACUUGCUUAUCAGCAUGUACAACUUGAAGCCCCAGUUAAUUCCAUCUUCACAAUAAAAUUUUACUCUACUAUCAGUAAAUGCCUAGUUGCUAUUCUUAAAAGUACUUUAUAAUAACAUUAUUUUGACAUUUACACACAGUUUCCAUUUUUCCCACUCGUAAGGUAUUGGUUAAUGUAAGAUUAUGUUAGAGCACUGCUGGAGCACCGCCUUUAGUCGAGCAA
Octopus sinensis (East Asian common octopus) is the source of this 2906-nucleotide messenger RNA. Its product is annotated as glucose-6-phosphate exchanger SLC37A2-like. The transcript is spliced from 17 exons. The record is from RefSeq and is a predicted model, not a curated record. Bases 8 to 1441 code for a protein of 477 amino acids. Gene Ontology annotation, molecular function: transmembrane transporter activity. Gene Ontology annotation, biological process: transmembrane transport. Lineage: Eukaryota; Metazoa; Mollusca; Cephalopoda; Octopoda; Octopodidae. Gene Ontology annotation, cellular component: membrane.